This is a messenger RNA of Lepisosteus oculatus (spotted gar), 1806 nucleotides long. NCBI's taxonomy places the organism in Eukaryota, Metazoa, Chordata, Actinopteri, Semionotiformes, Lepisosteidae. The record is from RefSeq and is a predicted model, not a curated record.
CGCCUCCGUGCAGGCCCCUCCCCUUUGUUUUGAGGCCUUCAAUAGUCCGGACUGCGGCCUUUCCUGAGCACGGCAGCUGCUCGUCCUCGCACCAUUGUGGGGCGACCGCCCGUGUACGCGUCCGGGGGUGGCUGUGUGCAGUGCACUGGGCAAUGCAGGCGGAGGUGGAGGGCACCUGCCCCUUCGCGGAAGACAGUUUCAGUCGGUUUUCUUCUCAAAGUAACAUCUACGGGCUGUGCCGCGCCGGCGAGCAAGAGCUACUUGCCGCCACUCUUAAAGGCAAAGUCGUCUGUUUCAAGUAUCAGGACCUCCGACAGAAAAUCCGUCCCGUUGCCAAGGAAGUGCAGUUCACUUAUAUACCGGUGGAUGCAGAGAUUGUCUCGAUUGACUCCUUCCUGAGGUCUCCGCCCAAGAGAGGGCUGGUCGUGGGUAUUACCUUUAUCAAGGACUCUGGGGAUAAGGCCAGUCCUUUCCUAAACAUCUACUGUGACUAUGAGCCAGGGUCAGAGUUCAACCUGGAGUCCAUUGCACAGAGCUGCCUGAACCUGGAGCUGCAGUUCACACCCUUUCAGUUGUACCACUCCGAGUGAGUACUGAAAGACCGCAGGAGGAGAGAAGGAAGGAGGGCAGUGAAUAGGGAGAAGGAGGGAGGGAACCUUGCCCAGGGCCUGGUGAGCUCGGCCUGCAGGGCAGACUCUGCUCUUCUGAUCCACGUUCUCGCCCUCAGCGUGCUGUGGAUGGAUGUGGUCAAUGUCGGGGGCUCUCUGCGCCUCUCGGCCUUCGGCUGCCAGAAUGGCUGUGUGGGCGUGGCGCUGGUGGACCAGUGCCGGAUUGAAGUUCUCCAGAGCUGGCGGAUCCAGCACGACAGCCCCAUCUCCACUGUGCUGCUCUUCCCGAGUCUGACUGGACCAGGCUCAGAGAGAGACAGUGAGAGGGAAGCAGACAGUAGUAACUACAGUCUGCUGGUGACCAGUACCAUUGAGAUGGCCGUGGUGUACAGAGAUGUGCUGCUCCGCGGUCUGAGCGAUCCAGCCGCCCUGCCGGACAGCGAGCAGUUUGACGCUGUGCUCUGUGCUCUCGUCACGGAUGUUGAUUUUGAUGGUGAGGCGGAGAUGCUGCUGGGGACCUAUGGACAGGAGCUGCUCUGCUAUAAAUACAUCCUCCCUGAGAGGGGGAGGGGCCUGGGGACUGAGGGGCGGUUCCAGCUAGUAUGGAGGCGGAGCUUCCAGAGUCCCCUGCUUUCACUUACCUACCUGGACCUGACUGGAGAUGGACUGAGAGAGCUGGCCAUACUGACACUGAAGGGGCUGCACACAUUGCAGCACGGUCUGACACGCACAGCUGAUCUUGUGCUGCAGCGUCUGGCCAGCAGGGAGGUGCUGUUACACUUUGCAUCAGACCCCCAGGAGCAGCUGGAGGGAGACAGCAGGGAUAAGCCUGUCCAGGACCAGGAAGGCACUGCUCUGUAGCCCAUGGGGGGUGGGCUGUUGUUAGUACUUUACUCUGACAUGGCACUGGCACUGAACGCUCAAGUCAAGUCCAGUUCACCCCUGUCUUUCCUUGUGUAUUUUAUGUAAAGAUUUUAUUCUUUUUGACAUUUUUUUGUAUUGAAUCAACGUUGCCAACAUUUGUGAAACUGCAUUGCUUGAUACAAUUCCUACCUUAAACUCCCCAUUAUGCCUUUAGAGGAUUUUGUUCUGGUGCAAAAUUUGCACCAGUUUUUCUAACUCCCAUGUAAGUGCUAAAACUAACAAAAAAUCCUAAUUUAUUACAAUCCUUGUAUAUGUAAUAAAUAUAAUAAUUUAA